UCUCUGCAGCUCGCCUCUGUUCUCUCUCUCUCUCUCUCUCUCUCUCUCUCUCCUCCACACCACAAUGCAGCUCCUCCCAGCAGCUUUCCUACUACUGCUGCUAAUCUGCGCCGCAGAUGCGCACAACAUCACCAAGAUCCUCGCCAAGCACCCUGAAUUCUCCACCUUCAACCACUACCUGUCCCUCACCCACCUGGCCCCCGAAAUCAACCGCCGAGAGACGAUCACAGUCCUGGCCGUCGACAAUGCCGGCAUGUCGGAGCUUCUCUCGAAGCACCUCACCAUCUACGCUCUCAAGAACGUCCUCUCUCUCCACAUCCUCCUCGAUUACUUCGGUGCGAAGAAGCUGCACCAGAUCACCAACGGUACAGCCCUCUCGGCGACCAUGUACCAGGCCACGGGCUCCGCCCCUGGUACGGCAGGGUUCGUAAAUAUCACUGAUCUUAAGGGCGGAAAGGUAGGGUUUGGAGCGGAGGAUAGCGGGACGUUGGAUGCUUCCUUCGUGAAAUCGGUGCAGGAGAUUCCGUACAACAUCUCCAUUAUCCACAUCAGCAAGAUCCUCACCUCACCCGAGGCCGAGGCCCCCACCCCAGCCCCCAACGAGAUGAAUCUGACGGCUCUGAUGUCGAAGCAGGGUUGCAAGGUCUUCGCCGACCUCUUAACGGCGUCAGGAUCCCUUAAAACGUUCGAAGACAACUUGGACGGUGGUUUAACGGUUUUCUGCCCUGGCGACGAUGCCACGAAGAAGUUCAUGCCCAAGUACAAGAAUCUAACGGCUGAGGGGAAAGCAUCGCUGCUGUUAUUCCACGGCGUUCCGGUCUACCAAUCGAUCGCGAUGCUGAAGUCAAACAACGGUGUGAUGAACACGCUGGCCACAGACGGCGUGAAGAAGUUCGAUUUCACGGUCCAGAACAACGGAGAAGAGGUGACCCUCCAGACCAAGAUCGUAACGGCGAAGAUAACGGGAACGGUAGUUGACGAAGAGCCGUUAGCCGUUUACACUCUCGAUAAGGUGCUGGAGCCCAAGGAGCUGUUCAAGAAGGUCGAGACACCGGCGCCGGCGCCGGCACCGGAGAAGCCCUCGCCUGCGCCGAAGGGGAAGAAGCUGUCACCGCCGGCGCCGGAGGGGCCCGAUCUAGCUCCGUCGGAUGAUCAAAAGGCGGCGGAUGAUGACUCUGGAUCCGUUAGAUUUAACGGCGGGUGGGCCAUGGUUGUGGGUUUGGGAGUUAUGUUGUUAAUUUAGAUUUUUUUUUUUAAAAAAAAAUUAUUUUCUUUUGGUUUGUAUGUGUGAAUUAGGUUUUUUUCUUUUUUUCUUUUUUUAUAAUUAUGAAAUAAGUUGCCCAUUUUUUUGUGGGGUGGUGUUUGGUUGGUUUUAUUUAUUUGUGAUUAUUUGUAAUUUUGAUUUUUUAUGGUGUGUUAGAAAUUUCUUUUAUUUAUUUCUUUUUUUCAUAUUUUGUUGGACAGUUGUAAAGGUUUCUUGAAUGUGUGACGGUGCUGGGUUUUGCUUCUCUUU
Magnolia sinica is the source of this 1513-nucleotide messenger RNA. RefSeq names its product fasciclin-like arabinogalactan protein 1. Lineage: Eukaryota; Viridiplantae; Streptophyta; Magnoliopsida; Magnoliales; Magnoliaceae. The record is from RefSeq and is a predicted model, not a curated record. Bases 65 to 1243 code for a protein of 392 amino acids. Gene Ontology annotation, cellular component: plasma membrane. The transcript is spliced from 2 exons.